AUGGCAUACCAGCCGCCACACCACUACUACGACGAGCGCGACGUCUCCCCCGUGCAGCCCGACAGCGCAAUGAUCCCCCCGCCUCCUCCGCCGCACCGCACGCCCGUCGCCAUGGACAACUCGUACGGCCAGCCGCAAGGUCCCGGAAGCAACAACUACUCCGACUAUUCGCCGCCAGAGAUCACGCCCGGCGCCGACAACCUGGGGGCUCAUGCGGCAGGCGGAGGCAUCAACGGCCUCGCUGCCGACAUGAACAGCAACAACUACAGCGCCCCCAUGGGGGUUCCGCCGCACAACACUCCCUUCGCAGACGCUUACGCAUACGAUUCACCCACGCCUCCGCGACCGAUACACUCGCCCUACAACGUCUCCAACCAGACGCUAGGCUCUGGUCCGUUCGGCGCGGCGGGCGCGUAUUCCAGUGCCAGCUCCAUGCACAGCUCACAACACAGCGCACCUAUAUCAUCGCCGACCGCCGUGCCCUACUCCGACAACCCCUACACGCGCUACUCUUCGUCGCACUUGGACUUGGCCCCGGCCAUGGGCGCCAUCGACCCGAAUGAAGUAGCAGAUGACGACGACUGGGGCAUGUCGCAUGCACCAGUCCAAAGCAAACGGCAGUCAAGAGGAUUGUUUACUCGCGAAGGCGCAGCAGGCGCAACCGUAGGAGCAGGAGCUGCCGCCGGUGCUGCUGCAGGCGUCGCAGCAGCUGGGUCGCAUGACGGAAGCGGGAGCUACAAUGCUGUACCCACUGGCGAAAAUGCUGCCCCUGCAGCAGCAAGAGGAGAGAAAUCCGCCUGGCUUGAACGGCAGAACCACGGCCGGAAAAAGCUCAUGUGGAUAGUAGUCGCGGUCAUCGCUUUCGUCGUCGUGGGUGCUAUACUUGGAGGUGUAUUGGGUACCGUUUUGAACAAGCACGGAGGAAGUGCUGGUUCAGGGAAAAGCAAUUCUGAAGCCCAAAGCGACGUUGCAAAAGACAACCAGAACGACCUGUCCAUCAACUCGGAUGAGAUCAAAAAGCUCAUGAACAACCAGAACCUGCACAAGGUCUUUCCCGGGAUGGACUACACGCCUCUAAACUCUCAAUACCCCGACUGCAUGCACGUUCCUCCGUCGCAGAACAACAUCACGCGCGACAUGGCUGUUAUGUCGCAGCUUACCAAUGCUGUCCGCCUCUAUGGAACUGAUUGCAACCAGACCGAGAUGGUCCUCCACUCGAUCGACAGACUCGAGUUGACCGACAUGAAGGUCUGGCUCGGCGUCUGGCUCGGCAACAACGACACAACGAACAGCCGACAGGUCUCCACCAUGUGGGACAUCAUCGACAAGCACGUAGUUCCCAAGUGGAAAGACGGGAAAGACCACCAAUUCAAGGGCGUCAUUGUCGGCAAUGAAGUCCUCUUCCGCAAAGAUCUUACCAAGACCCAGCUACUCAAGUAUAUAUCGACCAUUAGAGACAACAUCACCUCCUUGGGGAAGAAGUAUAACGUUGACGACACUAAGCUGCCUAUAGCUCUCUCCGAUCUCGGCGAUAACUGGACCUCCGACAUGGCCACCCAAGUCGACAUCGUCAUGUCGAACGUGCAUCCCUUCUUCGCCGGUGUUGAGGUCGACAAGGCUGCGGGUUGGACCUGGGACUUCUGGACCGGGCACGAUGUAGCACUGACCGCGAACAACGCCUCGAUCAAGCAGAUCAUUGCGGAAGUAGGGUGGCCCACUGGCGGCGGCAACGAUUGCGGAGAAUCUGACUGCACGUCCGACACCCAAGGAUCCAUCGCGGGAGUUUCCGAGCUGAACCAGUUCAUGGAGGAUUGGAUUUGUCCCAGCAUGAAGAAUGCGACUGAGUACUUCUGGUUCUCCGCGUUCGACGAGCCGUGGAAGAUCAUCUACAACGAGAAGGGCAAGGAGUGGGAGGACAAGUGGGGUCUCAUGGACGUGAACCGCAACCUUAAGAAAGGCGUCACCAUUCCCGACUGCGACGGCCAGACUGUAUCGUGAUGACAAAUAACCACCAUUGCCGCUGCGUUGCGAGCGAGCGGCUGUUACGAAUGAGUUGGCGAUGCAUGCAUUCAGCUUGGCGUUCUGCGGCGUUUUAUACCGGCUGGUUCUUUUGGUUUUCAAUCCGCUCCUUAGCCGGCCUGGCGUCUGGUUUUGCACUUCGGAGGACGGGCAUGGUAUGUAUAUGGAAGGAAUGGGAUUGCUCCGCGCGCCGCUGCGCUGCAUCUUAGCAGCACAGCUGUAUAUGACUAUGGCUACGGGAAUCUGUGUAUAUCAGGGGUUUUUUCACAGCGUGGAGUCGGGCAUCUUCGUGUAAUGGUUUUUUUCUUGGACGUUGAGCGAGUCGAUCUUGAUUCGGAUUUUGCUGAUAUCGGGAGAGAUGAUGACAUAGCGAGCGAUUGAGCGCUUUUUGCUCUGCACAAGAGCUGUAGAUAGAGGUGAGAUGCAAGGGGGAAUAUAUACGGUUACGAAUGAGACUCGUGUGGU
Molecule: messenger RNA, 2484 nt
Organism: Paraphaeosphaeria sporulosa
Lineage: Eukaryota; Fungi; Ascomycota; Dothideomycetes; Pleosporales; Didymosphaeriaceae
Product: glycoside hydrolase
Exons: 3
Coding region: 1-1998 (665 amino acids)
Biological process (GO): cell wall organization; carbohydrate metabolic process
Cellular component (GO): extracellular region; fungal-type cell wall; cell surface
Molecular function (GO): glucan endo-1,3-beta-D-glucosidase activity; 1,3-beta-glucanosyltransferase activity
Source: RefSeq, a predicted model, not a curated record